AAGUCAUGUUAGUUACACUAGGGGUAAUCAUAAUCCGGUGCAAAUGGUCUUGCAAAUGCAUAUUUCGGUGCAAGUGCAAAAUAUUUUUGCACCAUGUUCUUAAACAAAAACAAAUUACAUGUGCUUUGCAAAUGCAACACUGUUAUGCAAAUGCUACACUCAACCCCUAUUGCAUAUGUGCAAAUUAGUGUUGCUUUUCAAACAGCUGAUUUCUUUUGCAUACAUAUUUGUUUCGAUUUUUGCGCGUAAGGUAAAAUUUUUGCAAUAUGAGCGAUAAAAAAGUGAAAAGGGAGCGACCGAACAAAAAAUGGACAAAGGAGGAAAUCAACAAGCUUCUGGAUUUUUUGGAGGAAGCAGAUGAAAUUGAGGCUCCAACAGCACAAUUUUUUUACAAAAAAUGCAUUGUGGUUAAGGGAAUCGAAGCCACGUGGGACUUGCUGCGGUGGAAGGUACGCCACCUAAAAAGUACAUUCAAAAAAGCGCAUGAUUAUCGCACCUCAACUGGCGCUGGAAUUGAUGAAAUGGAUGUGGGCGUUGGCAGUUUUGAAGAAAAAAUUGAGAAAAUGUGCCCCCAUUACCAUCGCCUAAACAAAAUUUUCGGAGCUAAAUCGCAUGCGCAAAAUAAUUUCUGCGCUGUCGACACGGGCAAUGACUUGCUGCUUAUCGCGCCACAGCCGUCAACAAUUUCACCGUCAACAAUUUCCCCACCAGCAUAUUCACCGCCAAUAGUCUUUCCACCAGCAAUUUCACCGCCAAUAGCCUCACCACCAGCAAUAUCACCGCUAAUAAUCUCCUCACCAGCAAUAUCACCGCAAAUAGCCUCGCCAUCAGCAAUAUCACCGCAAAUAGCCUCACCACCAGCAAUAUCACCGCUAAUAAUCUCCACACCAGCAAUAUCACCGCAAAUAGCCUCGCCAUCAGCAAUAUCACCGCCAAUAGCCUCGCCGCCAGCAGUCCCACCGCCAACAGUUUCGCAGCAACCACUCCCACUUGGGGCUGAUUUUCCACAAUCAGUUAAAACCAUGGCUAAAAAAAUGAAAAUGCAGGCUCCCAAAACAUCAGCGGCUUGUUUGAUGGUUUACCAGCAAAACAGAACAGAGUUGGAAAAAGAAAAGCUUCUAUUUGAAAAAGAAAAGUUGGAGAAGCACCUAGAACUAUCAAAAGCUGAAAUUGAAUUGAAAAAAGAAGAGCUAAAACUUAAGAAAAUUAAAUUGGAGCAAGAUGAAAAAAUAAGAAGGCUAGAAAUAGAAAUAGACGAACGAAUAGCUAUGUAUGAAAUAAAAAUGAAAUACACGAAGUAAUCCAAAAUUUAACUU
Messenger RNA from Bactrocera dorsalis (oriental fruit fly), 1316 nucleotides. RefSeq names its product neurofilament medium polypeptide-like. NCBI's taxonomy places the organism in Eukaryota, Metazoa, Arthropoda, Insecta, Diptera, Tephritidae. The transcript has 4 exons. The record is from RefSeq and is a predicted model, not a curated record. The coding region runs from base 267 to 1301 and encodes 344 amino acids.